This is a messenger RNA of Neopsephotus bourkii (Bourke's parrot), 429 nucleotides long. Its product is annotated as cytochrome b-c1 complex subunit 8. Lineage: Eukaryota; Metazoa; Chordata; Aves; Psittaciformes; Psittacidae. The transcript has 2 exons. The record is from RefSeq and is a predicted model, not a curated record. Gene Ontology annotation, biological process: mitochondrial electron transport, ubiquinol to cytochrome c. Bases 62 to 310 code for a protein of 82 amino acids.
UCUUCCUCUGCGGUGCGGAGCGGUGCCUCGGCCCGGCGGGGGAAGGUGACCCGGCAGCGCCAUGGGGCUUCACUUCGGGAACCUGGCGCGGGUCCGCCACAUCAUCACCUACAGCCUGUCCCCGUUCGAGCAGCGCGCCUUCCCCAACGUCUUCUCGCACGGGGUGCCCAACGUGUGGCGCCGGUUCAGCUCCCAGGUCUUCAAGGUGGUGCCCCCCUUCGCGGCAGCCUAUCUCCUGUACUCCUGGGGAACCCAAGAGUUUGAGAGGCUGAAGAGGAAGAACCCCGCUGACUAUGAAAACGACCAGUGAUGCAGUGAACACGGAUGUCCUCUCGCUGUGUUAUCGCUUUGGUGUUGUUAAGCUUCUCCACAUGACCAGAAGGGUAUUAAGAAGGAGAUAAGUCUUGUCUAAUAAACUUUGCCCUGUGA